AUGGCUUGGAGUCAACUAGAAUUAGAAGCUCCUCAUAUAGCAUAUGCUUGUGUUGGGAUAUUCAGUACUUUAUUUUCAUUGGUAUCAUUAUUUGUUAAAGAAAGAUUAUAUAUUGGUGAAGCAACAGUUGCAACUAUCGCUGGUUUAAUUUUAGGUCCUCAUUGUUUAAAUUGGUUUAAUCCUAUAUCUUGGGGUAAUUCAGAUUAUAUUACUUUGGAAAUUUGUAGAAUUGUUUUAUGUAUUCAAAUUGUUGCGGUGGCUGUUGAAUUACCAAGAAAAUAUAUGAAAAAACAUUGGUUAUCAGUUGCAAUUUUUUUAUUACCUGUUAUGACAUGUGGUUGGUUAAUUGUUGGAUUAUUUAUAUGGGUUUUAAUUCCUCAUUUUAAUUUUGCUGAUGCUUUAUUAGUAAGUGCUUGUGUUACUGCGACUGAUCCUGUUUUAGCUGCUGCUGUUGUUGGUAAAGGGAAAUUUGCUGAAAGAGUUCCUGGUCAUUUAAGAAAUUUAUUGAGUGCAGAAUCUGGCUGUAAUGAUGGUAUGGCAUUCCCUUUCAUUUAUUUAUCUUUAUUCAUUAUUAUUUAUAAAGGUAAUGCAAGAGAAAUAGUUAAGGACUGGUUUUGUUUAACCAUAUUAUGGGAAUGUAUCUUUGGUUGUGUUUUAGGUGCAGUUAUUGGAUUUGUUUUACGUAAAUUAGUUGCAUUUGCCGAAGAUAAAAAUUUAAUUGAUCGUGAAUCAUUUUUAGCAAUUUUUGUUUUCAUUGCUUUUAUUUCAGCAGGUAUUGGUUCAAUGUUGGGAGUAGAUGAUUUGUUAGUUUCAUUUGCUGCUGGUACUGCUUUUGGCUGGAAUGGAGCAUUUGCUAGAAAAACUGAAGAAUCUCAUGUUUCAACAGUUAUUGAUUUAUUAUUAAAUUUAUCAUUUUUUGUUUAUUUUGGUGCUAUUGUACCAUGGCCAAUGUUUAAUCAAGCUGAUAUUGGUUUAAAUGUAUGGAGAUUAAUUAUAUUAGCAUUUGUUAUUAUAUUUUUAAGAAGAAUUCCUGCUGUUGUUGCUUUAAAACCGUUUACACCCGAUGUUAAAACUUGGAGAGAAGCAUUCUUUUGUGGUCAUUUUGGUCCAAUUGGUGUUGGUGCUAUAUUUGCAAGUAUAUUAGCAAGAAAAGAUUUAGAAGGUCAUUAUACAACUGAAGAAACUCCUUUACAUAAUUUACCAAAUGAAGAAUUUCCUCAUUAUCAAUUAUUAUCAUGUAUUUGGCCAAUGGUUUGUUUUAUUGUUAUUACAUCGAUUAUAGUUCAUGGUUCUUCAGUUGCUGUUUUAACAUUAGGUAAAAGAUUAAAUAGAAUGGCAAUUACCAUGUCAUUUACUACAACUAAUGGUGAAACAACUCAAGGUACAAGUAACUGGAUGCAAAGAUUACAAAAAUUAGAUAAAUCUUCUACGUCAUUUUCAUUACAUAGAGUAGAUACUGCAAUUCCAAAAUCUGAAAACGAUGUUGAAAAAGAACAAGUUGAACAAGAACAAAAUUUACCAGAAACAUCAGGUAUUAAAUUUAGACCAGCUGGUGGUGCAAAAAGAAAGAAGAAGAGAAAAUCAAGACAACAUCCUGGUUUAAUUCAAAAAACUUUAUCAAAAGUUACAAGUAAUACAAAUGAAGGUGAAGAUGAAGAAAUGGAAAGACAUAGACCUGCAGCACAAUUUUUACAAUUGGGCCAACAAAAGAAAGAAGAACCAGAUACUACAUUGACAUCAUCAGAGCAAAAAGAACCAUCAAGUUCUUCUUCUGGUGGUACUGCUGGUGGUGAAUUUGAAUUACAUAGAACAGCAACAUCACUAAAAACAUCAGGAAAGAAAGAAUUUGGUCAAAGACAACCAACUGAAGAAGAGAAAAGAUCAGUGCCGACAAAUGCAUAUCAAGAAGGUGAUAGAAUUGUUAUUGAGGAUCAAUAUGGUGAAGUUAUGGAUAAUAUAAAAUUACAAGAACGUAAACUAAAAGAUCAACAUACUGAUGAAGAUAGUAUACAUUCAAUGGAUUCUUUACAAAGGCAACUUACUCAAUAUUCAUCAAGUUCAUCAAAACAUUCCACUGAUGAAGAGCCAACAUUGGUUAGAAAAUUAUCUCGUACCUUAUCAAGAAAACAAUAUCAUAAAAAAUCAGACCCUAAAAGAAAAGUAUUUGCUCAUAGAAUUGAUAAUCUUAUUGUUAUUGAAAAUGAAGAAGGUGAUAUAAUAAGAAGAUAUAAAGUCAAUAAACAUGCAUCAACAUUACCAAAACCUAAUAGAUCAAGAUCAAGUACAUUAGUAGGUAAAAUGAAAUCAUUAGUAGGUAUAUCGAAUCAACAACAACAACAACCAGAAAUACCCGAAACGCCAACUAUUCAUGUUACAGAUUUAGAAAAAGGAAGUCAUCAUCAAAUUUUAAUACCUGAAGGUGUAACUAAUGAUAUGAAAGAUUCAAAAAUGGAACAAAAAUUGGAAAAUAAAAUAACGUCAAUAUUGGAGAAGAAACAUGAAAGUGGCUCGCAUAAGUUAUUUAAAAAUGCUUCUCCUCCUCCACCUGUGAAUGAUGUAACAGAAGAAGAAGAUGACGAAGAAGAAACUGAAACUGAUUUAUCCGAUUAUAAUGGCGAAACUGCAGUUGAGAAAAAGAGAAGGUUGCAAGCAUUGGGUCAUUUACCAACGGGACAUGAUGAAAAUGAUGAAGAAGAGUAG
Molecule: messenger RNA, 2700 nt
Organism: Insectozyma verbasci
Lineage: Eukaryota; Fungi; Ascomycota; Pichiomycetes; Serinales; Debaryomycetaceae
Source: the annotation of a GenBank genome assembly